AUGAUGCAACAGAUUGCUGCAAACAACCUGCAGUUUCAACAGAACAUGCAAGCAACCGUCCAGGAUUUGAAGAUUCAGGUUGGACAGCUAGCCACUCAAGUGAGUCAGAUUCAGUCUCAAGGCUCCAGUAAUUUGCCUUCUCAAACAGUCAUGAAUCCAAAGGGCAAUGUGAGUGCUAUUACCCUGCGAAGUGGAAAAGAGUUACCAGCAGUUGUAGCUGCAGCACCAGAUUCUGAAAAUGAGAAUGAUUUGUUUGCUGAUUCCUCAGACCUUACUGACCCAUCAUGUGCUUGUGAUGAUUCUUCUGUGUGUGCUGUUUGUAGUGUUGAUGUUGCAGGUGCAGCAGAUAUGGUUACACCAGUAGAUGAUUCACUACCAGCAGUUGAUCUAGCUCCAUCUCCAUCAAUAGAGCUUAAGCCUUUACCUGCACAUCUGAAGUAUGCUUACCUAGAGGACAACCAGCGACUUCCUGUCAUUAUAGCUCGGGAUCUCAAAUCUGAUCAAGAGGAGAGAUUACUGCAGGUCUUGAGAGAUCAUAGGAAGGCCAUUGGUUGGACCCUUGCUGAUCUUCCUGGAAUUAGUCCUGCCAUUUGUAUGCACCGAAUUUUAUUGGAGGAUGAGUUUCGACCUGUGAGACAGCCACAGAGGCGACUCAACCCUACUAUUCUAGAUGUUGUGAAGAAGGAGGUCACAAAGCUACUGGCAGCAGGUAUUAUUUAUCCUAUUUCUGACAGUAAGUGGGUUAGUCCUGUGCAGGUGGUCCCAAAGAAGACUGGGAUGACUGUGGUGAAGAACCAGGAUGAUGAGUUGGUUCCAACUAGAGUUCAAAAUAGUUGGCGAGUUUGCAUAGAUUACAGGAGACUUAACUAGGCAACUCGCAAGGAUCAUUUCCCUCUUCCAUUCAUCGAUCAGGUAUUGGAAAGGCUGGCAGGUAAAUCCCAUUACUGCUUUUUAGAUGGAUUUUCUGGGUACAUGCAGGUUCAUAUUGCACCGGAGGACCAGCACAAGACCACAUUCACCUGCCCAUUUGGCACAUUUGCUUACACUAGGAUGCCAUUUGGCUUGUGCAACGCUCCGGGCACCUUUCAGAGGUGUAUGGUUAGUAUAUUUUCUGACCUUUUGGAGAGUUGCAUGGAGGUGUUUAUGGAUGAUUUUACUGUCUAUGGUUCUUCAUUUGAUGCAUGCCUAGAGAAUUUAUCUAAGGUGUUACAUAGGUGCAUCCAAACUAACCUUGUGUUAAAUUUUGAAAAGUGUCAUUUUUUGGUCACACAGGGUAUAGUCUUGGGUCACUUAGUCUCCAGUCAAGGUAUUCAGGUUGAUAAGGCUAAAAUUGAUAUCAUUGCUUCUCUCCCUUACCCCACUUCUGUGAGAGAAGUGCGUUCCUUUCUUGGACAUGCAGGUUUUUACAGGAGGUUUAUACAGGACUUCAGCAAGAUUGCAUUACCAUUGUCCAAGUUGCUGCAGAAGGAAGUAGAGUUUGUUUUUUAUGAGCCCUGUCAGCUAGCUUUUCAGGAGUUGAAGAGGCGGCUGACCACCACACCCAUUGUUCAGCCACCUGAUUGGGAGCUUCCUUUUGAGCUCAUGUGCGACGCAUCCAACUUUGCACUUGGAGCUGUUUUAGCUCAGUGGGUUGGGAGACUUUCUCAUGUUAUAGCCUAUGCUUCUCGCACGUUGGAUGCAGCUCAAGUUAAUUACACCACUACUGAGAAAGAGCUUCUAGCUAUUGUAUUUGCCUUAGAUAAAUUUCGUUCAUAUUUGCUAGGCUCUAGGAUUAUUGUGUUUUCUGACCAUGCAGCUUUGAAAUUCUUGUUGAAGAAGCCCGAUGCUAAACCUAGAUUGAUCAGGUGGAUGCUUCUCCUUCAGGAGUUUGAUGUUGAGAUCAGAGAUAGGAGUGGUGCAGAGAACUUGGUAGCAGACCACUUGAGUAGGAUUAAGGGAGGGAAUGUUGAUCCCUUUCCUAUUAGAGAUGAUUUUCCUGAGGAGCAGUUGAUGCAGUUGCAUGAUAUUACUCCUUGGUUUGCUGAUAUUGUGAAUUACUUGGUUGCAGGUGUCUUUCCUCCAGAUGCAUCUAGAGCACAGAUAGCCAAACUUGAAAAGUGAGGCUAAAUAUUAUGUUUGGGAUGACCCUUAUUUGUGGAGAUUUUGCAGUGACCAGGUAAUCCGCAGGUGCAUUCCAGAUCACGAGAUCCAUUCUAUGCUUCAGUUUUGUCAUAGUUAACUUGUGGGAGGACAUUAUGGAUCAUACAGGACAGCUAGGAAGGUGUUGGAGAGUGGGUUUUACUGGCCUACCAUUUUCAGAGAUGCACAUCAGAUCUCUAGCACCUGUGAGCAGUGUGAAAGAGCAGGGACGACCAUUACACACAGGCAUGAGAUGCCCCAGCAACCGAUCAUUUUCUGUGAGGUUUUUGAUGUUUGGGGUAUUGAUUUUAUGGGUCCAUUCCCUGCAUCUUUUGGUUACACAUUCAUUUUACUAGCUGUUGAUUAUGUUUCUAAAUGGGUGGAGGCUAAGGCCACCAAAACUAAUGAUUCUAAAGUUGUUGUGGAUUUUGUUAGAUCCAACAUUUUUUGCAGAUUCGGUGUGCCUAAAGCCAUUAUCAGUGACAGGGGAAGCCACUUCUGCAAUAGGAGCAUGCAGGCUUUGCUUCAUAAGUAUGGGGUUGUGCAUAGAGUGUCUACAGCUUAUCAUCCCCAAACUAAUGGGCAGGUUGAGGUUUUUAACAGGGAAAUCAAGCAGAUUUUGCAGAAGAUAGUCCACCCCAAUAGAAAGGAUUGGAGCAAAUUUUUGGAGGAUGCUCUUUGGGCCCAUAGGAUGGCUUACCGGACACCGAUUGGGAUGUCCCCUUACAGGAUUGUGUUUGGUAAAGCAUGUCAUCUGCCCGUUGAGAUCGAGCAUAGAGCAUAUUGGGCGGUUAGACAUUGUAACUUAGAGUUUGAACAAGCAGGUAUGGAAAGGAAGCUUCAAUUACAACAACUUGAGGAGCUUUGCUUGGAGGCCUAUGAGAGCUCGAAGAUCUAUAAAGAAAAAGUCAAACGUUUUCAUGAUAGAAAUAUUUUGAGAAAGGAGUUCAAAGUGGGCGAACAAGUGCUUUUGUUCAAUUCCCGCCUAAAACUUAUAGCCGGUAAACUUAGAUCUAGAUGGGAUGGUCCUUUUGUUAUUACUAAUGUGUUUUCCCAUGGUGCAGUUGAGAUUAAGAAUAAAGUUACCGGUAGCAUUUUCAAGGUCAAUGGACAUCAACUCAAGGAAUUUCAUCAAAGUCCAAAGUUGGAGGAGAAAAAUGUAGAAAGCAUAGCCUUGGAAGCACCAACCCUUGGACCUUGAGGGAGUUCUUUCCCCAUUCUGUAUUCUUUGAAAUUGUCUUUGUUGUGUUGCUGCAUUGAGGGCAAUGUGAUUUUUAGUGUGGGGGGAGUUGCAUGCAUAUUGUGUUGCUAUUUUCUGUUUUCAUUUUUCUGGUUUUUUGUUUUCAUUUUCUGUUCUGCUGUUUCUGUUUUCAUUUUUCAUUUUCUGCUGUUUCUGUUUUGCUGUUUUCUAUUUUCAUUUUUUUUGCUGUGCUGAUUUCUACAGAUUUCAUUUUCUGUUCUGCAGUUUUUGUUUUCUGUUGCAGAUUUCAUUUUUCUGCUGCUGUUUAUAAUUCUAUUUUCUGUUUUUCUGCUGUUUUGGAGUACGAAUUCUGCAUGUUUUUUGUGCCUCUACUUUUCUGUUUUGAUGAUGUUUUGUUGGAGUAGUUACACAAAUUUUCAUUCUUUCCUUUUAAUUUCUAGAUGUAGGAAUUGUGAAAGUUGUUACACCAUUUUUAGUUGAUAGGUUGCAAUACUUGAUAUGAGUCAUUUUUACAUUUUUAGUUGAGCAAGUUACUUGAAAAAGGAUGAGUUUGAUUCAUUAAUGAUAGAAUAUGAACCUUGUGAGAAUUUUGAGCAUAUUUUACUUCUUUCUUGUGUGAUUUCACUCAUGUUGCUAGAUUACCUUUGGUUUUGCCUUGUAUCUUUUUGAAGCUUCUUGUCACAUGCAUUAUUGAUAUGAUUUAGGCCUUCUUUCAAAAUGUAGCCACUUUGCCAAAUUGACUUACCUCGCAUUAAUUCCACUUGUUUACCCCCUUUGAGCCUUUAUAACCCUUCCUUGACUUUAGCUCAUU
Messenger RNA from Abrus precatorius (Indian licorice), 4130 nucleotides. RefSeq lists its product as uncharacterized. The transcript has 2 exons. The coding region runs from base 1 to 870 and encodes 289 amino acids. The record is from RefSeq and is a predicted model, not a curated record. Lineage: Eukaryota; Viridiplantae; Streptophyta; Magnoliopsida; Fabales; Fabaceae.